This is a messenger RNA of Lizanozyma spartinae, 915 nucleotides long. RefSeq names its product cytochrome-b5 reductase. Gene Ontology annotation, molecular function: oxidoreductase activity. Gene Ontology annotation, cellular component: endoplasmic reticulum; plasma membrane. Lineage: Eukaryota; Fungi; Ascomycota; Pichiomycetes; Serinales; Debaryomycetaceae. The coding region runs from base 1 to 915 and encodes 304 amino acids. The record is from RefSeq and is a predicted model, not a curated record. The transcript has a single exon.
AUGGAAGACAAAAGGGAACUCUUGAAACAGCCAUUACAUGGGAUUUAUAUUCCCAUUGCAUUAAUGUUGGGUGGGACAUUAAUCUUUGGUAAGGAAUAUCUUCCCUAUACCGUUGGGUUUAUUGUAGUUGUGUGUUCCUUACAAUUUUAUGGAGCGUAUAGGAAUAGAGCUAGUUUACAUUCUGUAAAAUGGAAUGAUUUUGAAUUGAUUGAUAAGACUAUUGUCUCCAAGAAUUGUGCUAUUUAUCGAUUCAAAUUGAACCAUGAUGAUGAAGUUCUUGAUAUUCCUGUUGGUCACCAUUUAGCUUGUUGUUUCACUAUUGAUGGAAAAGAUGAGAUUAGAUAUUAUACCCCGAUUCUGAAUAAAUUUGAUGCUGGAUUCUUUGAUAUUUUGGUAAAAUCUUAUCCUACUGGUAAUGUUAGUAAACGGUUAGCCAUGUUACGUGAAGGUCAAACCGCUAAAUUCAGAGGUCCUGUUGGUCGUUUACAAUAUAAAACUAAUAUGGCUAAAGAAAUUGGUCUUAUUGCCGGUGGUUCCGGAAUUACUCCAAUUUUACAAGUAAUUACAGAAAUCAUCACCACUCCCCAUGAUACCACAAAGAUUUCUCUAAUCUAUGCCAAUGAAACUUUAAAUGAUAUUGUUUUGAAAAGUGAAAUCGAUGAGAUUGCAAAGAGAUACCCAAAUUUUUCAGUACACUAUACUUUAUCCACACCUCCUGAAAAUUGGGUUGGCGAUGUUGGUUUUGUAUCUGAAGAAAUGAUAAAGAAAUACUUGCCAUCACCUUCUCAAGAUUCUCGUUUGUUCAUUUGUGGUCCCCCAGGUAUGAAACAACUGCUCUUGGAUAUUUCACACAAGUUGGGUUGGGAAAAGGGUACCAUGAAAUCACCACCUGAAGAUCAAGUUUUUUGUUUCUGA